Esox lucius (northern pike) is the source of this 2090-nucleotide messenger RNA. RefSeq names its product checkpoint suppressor 1 (gene ches1). The transcript is spliced from 7 exons. Gene Ontology annotation, molecular function: DNA-binding transcription factor activity; cis-regulatory region sequence-specific DNA binding. Bases 247 to 1674 code for a protein of 475 amino acids. NCBI's taxonomy places the organism in Eukaryota, Metazoa, Chordata, Actinopteri, Esociformes, Esocidae. Gene Ontology annotation, cellular component: nucleus. The record is from RefSeq and is a predicted model, not a curated record. Gene Ontology annotation, biological process: regulation of DNA-templated transcription.
AGAGAGAGCUGAGAGAGCGAGAGAGGAAAGGGGAGAGGGGAGAGAGAGAGACUAAAGGAACGCAGUCCGUUGCCUGUGUUGCUCAGUGCCAGAAACGCGGAGCUGGGGCGGAAAUGGAGGGGCUUAGGCUCUGUGGAGGGAACUGACAUUACAGACCGAGUACAGGAGAGGUAGACCUAUCGGAGAGGAAGGAAGGGGCUCGUCUGGACAACCGGAGGAUUCUAAGGAGCCAUCUUGUGAGAUGAGAUGGACACGUCACUGGCCUUGUCAAGUGGUUUCGACAUUGAUGAGACAGCACAGGGCUGGAUGGGACCCACGAUGCCCCCCAGUAAGAAGGCCCAGAGCCCCAGCAGCGGUUUAGGAGUGACUCAGGGUCUGAGUCCCCUCUAUCGGGAAGCUGAGGCAGCCGACCUGUCCCUUUCCCUGUCGGCCUCCUUCUCCAAGGCCGAAGACGAGGAGCUCACCAGCCUCUCCUGGCUCCACGAGAGCACCGACCUCCUCAACAGCUUCUCCCACUCAGGACUUCGGUCCGUCUCCCCCCUGCAGGACUCCGACGGUCACCCGCUACCCCCCCACUCCCCGUCUUCCUCCUCCCCUGAGCCCUGUGACUCCUCCCCCUACGACCUGGCCAUGGGUGCCAAUCGGAAGCCUCCGUACUCCUUCAGCUGUCUGAUCUUUAUGGCCAUAGAGGACGCUCCGUCCAAGAGGCUGCCGGUGAAAGAUAUCUAUGGUUGGAUCCUGGAGCAUUUCCCGUAUUUUGCUAGCGCCCCUACUGGCUGGAAGAACUCGGUGCGCCACAAUCUAUCACUCAAUAAGUGUUUCAAGAAGGUGGACAAGGACAGAAGUCAGAGUAUAGGUAAAGGCUCGUUGUGGUCCAUAGAUCCGGAGUACCGGCACAACCUGAUACAGGCCUUGAAGAAAACGCCGUACCACCCCUACUCCCCCGGGCUGGUAACCCCCUCCACCUCUCCCCCCACCUCUCCUCAGUCGUACCACAGUCCUCCGCUUUGGCCCGGGAGUCCCUUCUUCAGAAAGAACGGAGGAGUUCUCUUGCAAGUUCCUCAUGGCGUGAUCCAAAACGCCGCCCGCAUCAGGAGCCAGGGUCUGUUUCCCGUCAUCCGACCCCUACCCAUAAGCCCUGUGGGGAGCAGGACCACGGCGAUAAGGUCAGCUCUGGGAGACUAUCUGACCCGGGCGGACGGCCCAGCCCCCUGCGCCUCCCCCUCCCCGCCCCCCAGCGACGACCUCCAAGAGGACCACAACUACAGCACGGCCAAAUCCCCUGGCAUGCCCUGCUCUUCCCAGGGGCCCUCGGUGUCCGACGACGACAUCAUCGCGGUGGAGGUCGGCGUCCACCGAGGCGUCAAGUCGGAACCGAAAGACGUCCCGCUGGACUCGGCGUCCGUCUCCUCCUUCCUCUCCCAGCAUGCCCGGCGGCGGGGCCUGCCGUGGACGAAGAACCGUCUCCGGGCCUUGGGCGACACAUUGCCGCUGAAGAAGCGCCGGUCGGCGGCGGCGGCGGCGGAGAAGCCACCUUCGGAGAGUGACGACGAGGAGAUGAAGGAGGCGGCGGGCUCCCUGCUUCACCUGGCGGGGGUCCGGGCGUGUCUCAACAACAUCACCAACCGAGCUGCCAAGGCUGCCCAGAAGGAGAAGGAAGCCCUCAGAAACUAAACAAGGCCAGACCAAGACUAACACGUCGAGGCCCUGGAACGAUUGCUACGACACAGCACACGGACAACGACUAAAAGCAGCAGGUGGCCGCGCGGCGUUCCAAGGUUUUGUUACACCUGCUGGGCGACGGCAGCGGCGGCGAUUCAACACACACGAUUGUCGGGGGAAAUGGCAGAAUAAACAAUGGCGGGUACUCUGGACGGAGGCAUUGGGACUGCCACCCGCUGCUUUUAAAUGUUUGGCGUCAUGGUGUGUUGUGUCUCUCACGCCGGAUUCGUGCUAUGGGGCCGACGGAGCUGUGGCCGAUACUCUGCUGGCUCUGAUCAUUUCUCUUCAGAUUUUUUCUUUCCAGCACGGUUCCAGCAGCAACUACAAUGGAUGUAUGACCAGGCUAACCCUAUACGGCCUGGCUUGGC